AUGUCGUCAGCAGUCCGUCGGAAUGGCCUGCUCAGCUCGUGCGAGCCCUGUCGAAAGUCCAAACUCCGGUGUGAUCAUGCGCUUCCGUGCAGCCGCUGUAGACGCAGGCGCAAGCCAGCUUUGUGCGUUUACCACCCAGCGCCCAUGACCAGAUUGCUGGACAAUGAUGCAGCAGAAGACCAUCCGAGCUGUUCAAGCCUCAGUGAAGUGAAAUCCAGCGGUAGCACCGAUUUUACUUCUCCUCCAAGUCGCUCGUGGACCGGCCCUCUACAAAACCAGAACCAGAACAAGAGCCAGCACGGCGAGCAGCCUGUGGGCGCAGCUGCAAGCGGCCCCCUCAGGGACAGAUACAUUGCCGACUGGAGCAAACGCGCAGCAUUAUUCCCCAAUGCCGGAGUACUUGGUCCGACUAGCUAUUCUGCUGUCUUUAGCGAAAGCGAUGAUGUCGCGCGUUCUUCUAAUGUGACUGGCUCUCUCCGCGACCUAUCCAAGUCGCUCCGGAACAAUCUACAUGCCAUCGAUGACGGCCAGAUUCAGCUUGGGGCGGAGUUGCUGCUUAUUUUGUACGAUGAUUUUACCCUGUAUGCACAGAUGGCGACGACCAACUUUGACCAGUGUGAGGGGUAUAUUUUUGCUGCCCCGGUGCUCAAGCCGAUUUUCGACUCCGUGUGGCGUAUGCUAGAGGAUGCCAUUGAGGACCGUUCCGAUCCUCUCCCCAGCCUUCGGAAACUUUCCAAGAGCAUCUUUGAGAACUCCUCGCAGCCGGUCGGUGUGGAUUCGCAAACGACCCCGGAAGAGUUCUUCGGGUCAAUGCCGCGGAAAUGGGAGAUCAUCGGCCUGAUGUUCUCGGUCGUUGGCUCCAGCGCAUGUCUCUUACCGCAGUCGGACCUGGCUGAACAUGGUGCUGCCUCUCUAGAUCGUAGAGGACUAGGUGUUGUAUGUGUGUCGGCGGGCGACAUAUGCUUGAGAUUCUGCGACAACUCCGGGGUCAUAUCGGAGCAACUCGCUUGGGUUCUCCUGGCGCAUACUUCGCUCCUUACCUUUUUGUAUGGAGAUCAUGACUACCGCCCGUGGAAAACGCUCGGCGAUCUCGGCACCGUCGUGUUUGCUCUUGGCUUCCACCAGCAGGAAGCAUUCGCACGACUCCCGCUGUUCCUCUCUGAACAUCGCAAACGCCUCGUCGUUGGGUCGUAUGCUCUUGAUAAAGAGCUGGCUACAUUCCUGGGGAGGCCACCUCGCCUAAGCUGGCGCCACCUGGACAUUGAACCUCCUCUCGAUGUAGACUUUUGCGACAUCAUGGCCGCACCGCAUGUACGAGAAGCAGCACUAGCCAAAGUUGACAGCGAGGGCUGGAAUACCGAAGCAACCAUAUCCAAUAUUACGUACGCCAGAGUCAUUCACAAAAUGGGCCCGGUGCGAGAAUUAGUGCUAGAGGUAUCACUGAAUCCUAGGAUUUAUAAUGAUCUGGAACAGAGAAUUUCAGAGAUAUCUGCCAUGUCCAAGCAAAUACGCAACCAAUUACCGCCGACGUUAUGCUGGGAUCGUGAACACUUGGAAGGGCUGGACCAGGAUAGAGAAAAGGGCUAUGUCACACUUGGCACGCACUUGAACUUUUUACACUGCGAAUUCACUUUACAGAGAACACUUGUCAAGCGCAAGGGCAGCGGGUCUGAGGCUUUGCUGAAUAUCGCGCAUGAAAUGCUCAGCGUCUUGCUGAUUGCCAUUUCCAACCGAUCCCGCGACGGAAGGGAUAAUAACACCAUGGCCUGGACGAUGUCCAUAUUCGGCCUCCCAUCCGCCGGCGUGCUAGCCAUUGAGCUUCUCCGGCAAUCCCAAACCCCCGACCCAAACCCGUUGUUCCCUCGAUCCGAGGUGAUUCAGAACCUGAGCCGGUUUGCUGCAGACUUGGAAUACGUGAUAUGGCCGCACGCGGGCAACUACGAGAUCUGUCAACAGGCGCGCAAAGUGCUCCGGCAUAUUCUGGACCGCGUGCUGUCGGCACCGCCGGCCGUACCGGCUGCCGCGUCGUCCAGCUCGGCCGCAGAAAUCGAUUUUGCGCCGAUGGACUGGCUGACGAGUGACGAUGCAAGUACUUGGUUCAAUCAGGACUCGGAUUUUAUGAAGUGGGUGGAUAGUUUUGACUGGGGGCAGGAGUUGGGGAGAUGA
Molecule: messenger RNA, 2166 nt
Organism: Talaromyces rugulosus
Lineage: Eukaryota; Fungi; Ascomycota; Eurotiomycetes; Eurotiales; Trichocomaceae
Exons: 4
Coding region: 1-2166 (721 amino acids)
Biological process (GO): regulation of DNA-templated transcription; DNA-templated transcription
Cellular component (GO): nucleus
Molecular function (GO): DNA binding; zinc ion binding; DNA-binding transcription factor activity, RNA polymerase II-specific
Source: RefSeq, a predicted model, not a curated record